UUAGGCUUUUCAGGGAAGCGCCCGUUUUGUGCUAAAAUUAAAAUGGAAAAAUAAUCUGGAUUACUUUUUUGAGUUACACAAUGCACUUCAAAUAACCCCCGAGGAAUACGGAAGGUUACGCUCAUCACAAUUUUAAAUUAAAAAUGUCGUUUGCAUGUGGAAUACAGGUGAUGAAGAUUAAUUAACAAAUGGAAAUUGCAGACAGUUUAAUCCUCGGACCGGUGUAUUUCUUUGAUCAGCCUGCAGGAUGCGCAAAACGCAAAAAACGUUCAAGAAAACCUAUAGAAGAGCUGCCUCCUGACUUGAGAUAUGUUGCAAUCAAUCCACGCUUGGCUGCUUUCCUUAGAAGGGGUAAAAAGGGUGCAGAAGAAGUGGCGGGAGAGGAUAACGAAGAAAUCAAGUCUAAAGAAGGUGUCAAAAAGAAAGAAAAAACAGCGGUUCUGCCCGAGACGGGUAACGAGCCCGGAAGCGUGGCGAGCCAGGAUAAAGACCCCGCUCCAGGCGCCGCGCAGUGCGGCUCGACGCCCGCAGAGGAUGCCGAGACCAGCCCCGUGGAUGAGUACAAGUACGGCGCUCCGAUCUUGCUAGCGGAGCUGGGGAGGAUGCUGGAAGAGUGGGAAGGCUGCGGAGAGGGCAUUUUCCCCCGGGGGCUGGUGAACGUCCUCUCCUACAGCUGGAAAGAGCUGACCGAGGGGGCCUUGCACGCCAAAAGGCAGUGGCCGUCGCUGGAGACUCAGGGCGAGAAGCAUGGAAAGCAGAGGAGCUCAGUGCCUUCCGACAAACUCUCUGACGACUCCCCGGCAGAAAAAAGCCAGCGGGGCAAGAGCAAAGCAAAAAAGAGAGUCACACUUCAAGGGACCACACAAGAGUCCACAAACGUGUUGAAUAAGCAGACAACAGCAACAGGGUCGAAACGUGAGAAGAAAUCCAGGAAGUCAGACAACACAACACAACGAGAUCAUGCAGUAGAUUCAGCUCAGGUGUCCCAUUUACCAGUGACCAUAAGUUUCUCCAUGUCUUCAAAGAACUGUGAAGAGCAAGGUUGGAUUGUCCUGCAGCAGGAACCGAAGCCUGAUGACCCAGAGUGGACGUCACUGUGUGGAUGGGCUGUAGAGAGACUUCGACUUGCUCAAGUGCCGAUAAAGGAACAAAUUGCGAAGAUGGAGGAACAAGGAUUCACCAAGCCAAUCCUCCUCUAUCAUUAUGGGGAUGCUAGAAAGGCCACCAUUGCCAAACACAAGAAGGAGCUCAAUAAGAACUGCCUGUUUGCUCUUAUCAAUGGGAGGCCUUGUCUUCCUGAACUGAGGCAGGAAGACAAAUCAUUACAGAAACUGCACUAUCGAAUCAACGAUGGAACUUCAUUCAUAUAUUACCCCUCAGGACGCAUUGCUGUCUGCCAGAGCCACUCCGGACUGGCCAGUGGUGGAUACUACACAAAUGUUUUCAGUGACUCCCCUGACCCAACUGUUGUUGCUGCCUUCACUGCUUUUGGACAUGGUAGUGUCUGUCAUUAUAAUAGUGACAAGGUGGCUGUGGUGUUCGACCACACAGGGGGGAUGAUGUGUGAAGAGGACGGCACGGUGAGCAAAGAGUGGAAGUGGACCCAAGGAGCUAAACUGAACGAGCCAGUCGUGACCCAGGUUAAUGAUUUCAUCACUAUUCGAGUUGCCAGCCCAUUCUCAGCAAGCCUUUCUUACCAGGAACGCCAGGAGACGAUACAGUUGUCUCUUUCUCCGCUGGCCAACACCACUCCGCCAAAGAACAGUGACCUGGGUCAGAUUGUGAGUGAAGGAAAAUUCUCCUCAAACACAGCUCGACAGCUUUCGAAGGCUAACAGAAAGAAGACGAAGGAACUUGAGGCGAGGAAAAAAUUCAUGGCGAAGAACCCUAACCAGAUGGUCACUAAAUCUUCAAGUGCGUUCAUGGAGAUGGUGAAGACGUUGGAAACCCUGGAAGAAGAGCCUGGUUACCAGCGGGGAGUAAAGGCUGCUCGGGAGCUGAAAAAGCUCCAGAGGAAGAUCCAGAACAUUCUUGACGACUGGAUGGAGCACUAUCGCAUUGCUACAGGAAUCAAUAGCCCAGAUAUUCACAAAAUGUCUGAUGUCCCACAAAAGAUUCUGCUGAAACGCAAAACUCGGUCAGCAGCUUUGCCCACACUGCCUCCCGUUGGUGUGGAAGAAACAUUACAACCCGCAAAUGGCAACACUGAGCAGAGUCCCUCUCGUUACCUGUCGGCACCAGCACGACACAACCUGUGGGACCAUCCCAGGAGUGCUUCCAAGUCACCAAGGACAAUCUCUACGGUGCAGAAAUACGAGAAGGAGGAGCAGAAUCUUAUCUCUGAAUCCGGAGCUCUCCGGGGUCCCAGCAUCCCCAGCCUGGAUCCUGUAGUGUUCAGAAGUCCCGAGAGAAGCCGAGCGCUGCCCCUCUCCUACCAGCCCUGUCCCGUGCUGCUGAGGGAGGCAAUGCUGGGGGAGGGGGAGAGGCGGAUGUGCAGGUGCAGCAGCCACCAGAUGCCCUCCCUGACAGACCUGGAGCUGGACGCCUUUGUCCGCGGCCAGGCGCCAUGUGGCCACCAGAUCCUGGUGGUGUGCGUGAGCUCUUCCGCCAGGCCGCAAGCCCAACCCGGCAUGGGUGUGCUGGAGGAGCUGUACGAGAAGAAGAACAGAAACAGGAGCAUGCCUUGCACACAGUGUCGUCUGGACUCCUUUCGGUUGGUAAAGUACGAUGUCUUCACUGCCGACACUUGUGCUGGCUCAAACCCCUGUCUGCUGGUGGAGCGUCACAACGUGGCUCCGGGGAUGUUUUUGAUGUACAUUAGUGGAAAGCUCCUGUUUGCUGACUACAUCUUCAAUGGAUACAGCAGCUCAGUGAAGGAUCUUCAGAAGCAGAUUGCCAAAACACGUGGAGACUAUCGUAUGGGACACUGCCUUCCCGCCGAUUUUAGAUUCAGUCCUCAGAGGGAGGCACAGGAAGGAGUCGGUCCUCCUGUGUCCCAGGAUGGUCCUGACCAGAGGGAGCAGUGCCAUUCCAGAGCUGCUGUCCCAUCAGAGGACGCUCACCUACAGGCCACUGACAGAUUGCCGUCUGCCCAAGAGUUUGUAACCUACACCAUGUCCAAGAGAAGCCACCUGCUCUGCGUCCAGAAGAGCCCCCCAGCCCCCUUCCCUUCCCUUCGCCCAGAGAAGUGCCUGCAGAGUCCCAGGCCUCACAGGCCGAUGGCCGGCUUCUCUCCCAGGCCCUGACCUUCUCUCACCACGGCUCGGAGAUGCAAGACCGACCGGCGUACUGCACCAGUGGCACCCUGCGUUUAGAUUUGACGCCAAAAUAAAAUCUGCAUCUAUA
Messenger RNA from Lepisosteus oculatus (spotted gar), 3345 nucleotides. RefSeq lists its product as uncharacterized. Lineage: Eukaryota; Metazoa; Chordata; Actinopteri; Semionotiformes; Lepisosteidae. The record is from RefSeq and is a predicted model, not a curated record.